Messenger RNA from Salarias fasciatus (jewelled blenny), 10207 nucleotides. RefSeq names its product striated muscle preferentially expressed protein kinase. Bases 126 to 9614 code for a protein of 3162 amino acids. Gene Ontology annotation, molecular function: protein kinase activity; protein binding; ATP binding. The transcript is spliced from 43 exons. Gene Ontology annotation, biological process: protein phosphorylation. Lineage: Eukaryota; Metazoa; Chordata; Actinopteri; Blenniiformes; Blenniidae. The record is from RefSeq and is a predicted model, not a curated record.
AUUUCCUGACAGGAAGCUGGAAGAUGAAGAAAAUCUGGUCCAAGAAGCGAUUUCAGAGGACCGGGCACUCCACGCGGACUUUUGGCCGAUUCACCCAUGUUCGGCUGCCGGCUCUUUAGACUCUAAUGGGUACGAAGAGGAUUGGUCGUGUGGGUGAGAGGGAUGCUGGUUUCCAUAGUAACGGUGCUCUCCCGUCUGCCCUCUCUUGCUGCCACUAUGGAAGCGAAGUUUUCCGCUCCUGCCGAAAGCAAAGCUAUGACUCUGAGACCACAGAGGAUGAGACCACCGAGCCUCAGAUGGAAACCAAAGAGGGGUCGGGGAGGCACCAGGACAAGGCCGGACGGAGAGCACCCCCAGGUGAGGGAGGACGGAUGAUGGACUACAACCCGGAUGCUCCGGAUCGCCGGGCCACCCUUCCGGGCUCCUACGACCCCGUGGUGGAGCGUGAGCUCCGCGCUCUGGGCUCCCGCCCGCCGGGGUCCCACCUGGACCCCGCGAACCCGGCCAGGACUCAAACUGUCGAUGAAUCCUCCCAAUCUCCCCAUCCGCCUCUCAGCACACACAGAAACAGCAUCAACUCCCCAAAACGAGACCCAGAUGAAGCCAAGGCCACAGCUCCCCAAUCAUCCGGUGUCACCAUGACGCCCAAACUGGCUCGUGCCGGACCCAAGAUCUUCGAGAAGGUCCGGGCGUAUGAGCAGCGCAGGGCCAGCGUGGAUCUGCCCGGAGGGGCAGCCUCCUUUGACUCGGAUGAGAGAGGGGGGGCGGCCCAGAAGAGGGGGGCUUUCAAGCAGCGAGCCUCUUCGUUAGAGGACAAGACGAGCUACUCCCAGAGGCUGCAGGGCUAUCAGAGCAAGUUCGCCGAGGAGCUCCAGAGGAUCAAGAAGCUGGUGGGCAAGCCGAGCUUGAAGAAGGCAUUCUCCACCGAGCAGCUGUCGCAGAGAGACAGGCUGGCCACGGGGAAGCUGGAGCCCAUCCCUCCGCAAGUGGUUCAGAAGUUGGAGGCGAGGGAGCGAGCCCUGGAGGGGAAGAGGGCCGGGGAGCAAGACGGAGACGGGAUGCUGCCAAUUUCCCCGCAGGCUCAGGGCAGAGGUCCGGGGAAUCAAAGCAGCCGGCCCGCGAGGAAUGAGACGACACGGUCGGAUUCACCGGGGAAACCGGCGGACGGCUCAUCACCAGGAGGCACAGGAAAAAUCUCUGUUGCCAUGGAGACAGCACCAGUUCACCAGUUACCAGGGCAACCACUGCCAACAGCCACAAGGACGGGCCUCGGCAGGGAAGCUGACAAGGAAGUCCUUGUUGCUACAUCAAGCAAAUCCUCUACGUUGUCCACUGACCUGGGCAUUGAUUCAAAGAGAGACACAAAGAUGGACAACACAAGAGACACCUCAACGAAGCGAGCUUCCCCUGUAUCAGCCAGAGAAUCUGUCCUCCAGUGUCCCGCCAAGCCCCCGCGGCUCUCGUCCUCCCCCGUCCCUUCCAUCAGCCCCCUCUUGAAAAGAAGGAAGGCCGAAGGGGGGCGGACGUCUCCAGCCUCAAAGGCCGUGAGCGUCCCCACGAUCCUGGUGGAGGACGAGCCGAUGGAGGCAGAGGAGAGCAUAGCGCAGAGGGGCAACGACGGAAGGAAGAGUAGACGAAAGGAGGGGGAAGUCCAUAAAAGCAAGAAAGAUGCGUCUCCAGACGAAGGAGCUUCGUCUGACGACGAGCCGGCCGAAGUGCCGAGGUUCAAAAAGGCUCCCGAGGACACCACAGCACCCCGCGGGUCGGAGGUCACACUGAGGUGCAUUGUCUCAGGCAGUCCACCGCCGACAGUGACAUGGAGGAAGAAUAACGUGGAGAUCCGUACCGACGCCUUCCAUGCGGUUAGAUCCGAGGGCGAGCACCACAGCCUGGUGGUCAAGGAGAUGAGGCCGAGCAGCGCCGGGUCCUACUGCGUCACGGCCGUCAACGCCGCGGGCCGAGCGUCCCGCGGCGCCACGCUCUACAUCCAAUCAGAGCCGUCCAUCACACGGCGUGGGAAAACAGCGCCGGUCCAGUCCGAUGAGGACUGCCUGAGCCCUCAGCAGGAGGUCAUGGAGCUCGGCGAGUCGCCAUCUCUGAGCAAGAGAGUCCACUUCAAAGAGCCUCCUUCGUUUCAGGUGGCGCCAUGUGACCAGUUGGUGCCUGAAGGUCAAGAUGUUGUCAUAUCGGCCAAAGUUAGAGGGCAGCCCAAACCCAUGGUGUACUGGUCGAAGGACGGAGUCCCGGUGAAAAUGGCGGGCCGCUUCGCGGUGCGUGAGAUCGAGGACGACACCAGCGAGCUCGUCAUCGGCUCCGCCCAGAGAUCUGACACGGGCCGCUACGUCUGCAAGAUCGUCAACGAGUACGGGAGUGAGCAGGCAGAGUGCAGAGUGGAGCUCAGAGCUGCAGCACAAACGGCUCUGGGAAUCAGCAGGCAGGUGAAAGACGUGGCGGUGAGGGCCGGGGAGUCUGCCACGUUUGAGUGUCAUGUCACGGGACCUCCGGACAUGGACGUGGACUGGCUGUCCAACGGGAAGCUGAUCCAGCCGGCGUUGCUCAACUGCAAGAUGCACUUCGACGGGAGGAGGUGCCGUCUGAUGCUGAACUCCGUUCACGAGGAUGACAGCGGGACAUAUACCUGCAAGCUGAGCACUGCUAAAGAGGAGCUGACCUCAAGUGCCAGCCUAAAAGUCACCCCCUCCAAAGAGCCUCUAUUCACUCGUAAGCUGGACAUCCUGGAAGUGAUCGAAGGACGCACCGCGCGUUUUGACUGCAAGGUGAGCGGAUCGCCCGCUCCGCGAGUCACAUGGAUGCAUUUCGAGACACGGGUGGAGGAGAGCGAUAACAUUCGCAUCCUUCAGGAGGGGGGUCGGCACUCGCUCGUCAUCGCCCACGUUAGCGGCGACACGGAAGGCUUCUACACGUCAGUCGCCCAAAACAUUCACGGGAAGGCUGAAUGCACCGCUGAGCUGUACAUGCAGGAACCACGGGCUGCCAUCGCCUCGCACAUGGCAAAGUUGGAGAAGAUGCCAUCCAUCCCCGAGGAGCCUGAGGUGCUGGAGAGCGAGAUGGAAAAGAGGACCAUGCCAGACUUCGUCAAACCCCUGGCAGACGUGGAAGUCAUUGAAGGCAAAGAGGCCGUCCUGAAGUGCAGGGUGACGGGCCUGCCCUACCCAACCAUCGCCUGGUACCACAAGGGCAAACGCAUUGAGAGCAGCGAGGAGCGGAAAAUGACUCAGCACAGGGAUGUCCACAACCUGACCAUCCGGAGCGCGUGUCACGCUCACGGGGGCGUCUACAAGGCGGUCAUCUCCAACAAGGUGGGCAAAGCCGCGUGCUACGCUCACCUGUACGUCACAGACAUCGUUCCGGACCCUCCUGAUGGCCCUCCGGUGAUCGAGGCGAUUACAGGAAAGACGAUCAGCCUCAGCUGGAAGAAACCAAAGAAGCUUGAAACACAUGGUAAUGUGGGUUCCUUGCUGUACGUGGUCCAGCAGCAGCCUCUGGGGUCCAUCCAGUGGUCCGUUGUGGCGUCCAACCUGAGGGACACCAACUACACCGUCACCUCACUCUCCAAAGGAGUCCGCUACGCCUUCAGAGUGCUCUCCUCCACCGGGAAGACGCUGAGCAAACCAUCGCCAUCCACUGACCUAGUCCAGCUCCUGGACAGAGGGCCAUAUUUGAGGAAAACACCGGUCAUUCUGGACAAACCUGAUGUUGUGUACGUGGUUGAGAACCAGCCUGCAAGUGUCACCAUCACUCUGAACCACGUGCAUGCAGUGGUCACCUGGAAAAGGAGAGGUGUGGCGCUCGCCAGUAAGCCGGGGGUGUACGAGAUGAGCAUGCCCGACGACGACCAGCACACCCUGAAGCUGCAGCGCGUCCGGAGCACCGACGUCGGGCAGCUCGUGGUCACGGCCAGCAACCAGUUCGGGAGCGAUCUCUGCACCCUGCAGCUGGCCAUGGCAGUGCCUCCUAAAUUUGAAACCAUCAUGGAGGACGUGGACGUGGACGUUGGGGAGACGUCCCGACUCGCUGUUGUCGUCGAGGGGAAGCCAGACCCCGAUAUCUUUUGGUAUAAGGAUGACUUGCAACUCUCUGAGAGCAACCACUUCACCUUCGUGUACGACGACCCGGAAUACUCCCUGGUGGUCCUCAACGCCCACGCCGAACACUCCGGUGUUUACACCUGCACUGCCAAGAACCUGGCCGGCUCCAACUCCUGCAAGGCCGAGUUUACGGUUCACACAGAGAGAAAAGAGACGGCGGAGCCAAUGGAGGACGAGGGCACCAUCCUGAGGAAGAUGAGGCGCCUGACCGAUUACUACGACAUCCACAAAGAGAUUGGGAGGGGCGCCUUCUCAUACGUGAAGAGGGUGUCGCUUAAGAAGGGAAAGACCGAGUUUGCGGCGAAGUUCAUCAGCGCCCGAGGGAAAAGGAAAGCCGUGGCUAUCCGGGAGAUGGAUCUGCUGUCCGAUCUGGACAACGAGAGGAUUCUCUACUUCCACGACGCGUUUGAGAAGAAGAACGUGGUGGUGCUCAUCACCGAGCUAUGUCACGAGGAGCUGCUGGAGAGAAUCGCCAAGAAGACGACAGUGAUGGAAGUGGAGAUCCGCAGCAGUGUGCAGCAGAUUCUGGAGGGUCUUCGUUAUCUGCACCAAAAAAGCAUCGCUCACCUCGACAUAAAGCCUGAAAACAUUCUCAUGUCAAGUCCGCAAAACGACCACAUUCGCAUUGCUGACUUCGGGAACGCGUUAAAACUGGAGAAGUCGGAGGAGUACUACUGCAAAUACGGCACGCCAGAAUAUGUCGCGCCGGAGAUUGUUAACCAAACUCCUGUUUCCACGGCAACAGACAUAUGGCCUGUUGGCGUCAUCACUUAUCUCUGCCUGACUGGAGUGUCUCCUUUCGCUGGGGAGAAUGACAGAGCCACGGCCUUGAACAUCCGCAACUACAACGUGGCGUUCGAGGAGAGCAUGUUUUCUGACCUGUGCAAAGAAGCGAAGGGAUUCGUCAUCAAGCUUCUGGUCGUGGAUAGACUGAGGCCGAGCGCCGUGGAGUGCCUGCGACAUCCUUGGUUCAAGUCACCAACCAACAAGAGUAUCAGCACAGCAAUGCUGAAGCAAGUCUUGUCAAGAAGGCGAUGGCAGAGGUCUCUCGUCAACUACAAAUCUAAAAUGGUGAUGCGCUCCAUCCCAGAGCUCCUGAAUGACGCCUGCAGCCACGUCUCCAUUGCUGUAGCGCGGCACCUCAAGGAAGGUUCCCCACCACCCUCCUCUUCAUCGGACUCGGAUGCGGACGUGGACGAGCUUCCUUUUAUUCCCAUGCCUCUGUCCAUGGUGUUUUCUGGAUCCAGGGUCUCGCUUAAUGAGAUCCCCGGGGACGACGACGGGACUGGAUGGCCCGGCGUUGUUACUGAUGGGACAAGGAAGAGCCCCGUGCCCAUCGCAGGUAAAAGGUCGAAAAGCGACGAGGAGACUUCGAGCGAGGAGAAAACAGAAGUGAAGCGAGCGCCCCUUAAAAAGGGAUCAAGUGUGGAGACGGAAGAAUCUCAGACAAAAAGCCGUCGAGCCACAAUGAGGAGAGGCAGCUCUGCUGAUUCAGCACUGCUUCUCCACAUUGACCCAGAGGAGGGAAAUGCAAAUGAGGAAACACAAAACAGUAGCAAGACUCUGAAAAAGGCUGUUUCUAUGGAGCUACCCAAUCGCAGCCCAAGCCCUGGAGCUGCAAAGUUAAGCCAGGAGGAUUACGCCCUGAAGCUGGAACUGAUGAGGCAGCGGCUGCUCAGGGGGGGGAACGUGGACAAAAAGAUGAGCGGCCUGCGAGGACCCCUGUUUGAAACGCUCGGGAUGGAGAAUGAAAGGCAGACUGGGUCUCUCGAUCGAAAUCUGAGGAAGUCCAGAGCGGGGCAGUCGACACUCACUAGAGCGGCGUCCUCGGAGAGUCCCGGAGAGGACACGCCAAAGACCAAAGUUUUCCGCAAGAGUGCCUCCUUCACCCAGGAGGACUCGGAGCCCAUGCCUCUGCACCGCCGGUUCGGAGCCCCCUUGGAGAUCCCAUCUGGUGGUAACAGCAGCAUGGAGGGGAAGAAGCUCCAGGAGGCAACAUCCAUGUCUGCAUUAACGGAGCAAACAACUCUGGAGUCACCCACGGAGAGAAUUUCUUUUGUCCUGCCUGAACCAUCGAGACUGGACCAACAGCAAAAACAGGAUAAUGUGAAAAAGCAUGAGGACCGAGGUGGAGAAACAGAGAACAGGACCAAAACCCCGAUCGAAAAGGGAGAAAAAUCUGAGGGGAAAUCUCCUUCUGUUAUUACUCCUAUCAUUGUAAUUGAGGAGGAUGAUGAUGAAGAAGAGGAGGGGAAAGAAAACCAGGCACCACCUAAUGAAAAACCACAAAAAAAUGGGGGAAGUAUCAUUCAGAGUGUUGCAUCCAAAACCUUGAAGCAAAAACCGAGUGACACGACAGAUUCACCUACGUUACCUAAACACCCGGCGGUGUUUGCCAAAGUAGCUACUACUGACCGAUCUGGUUCCGUUUCCUCGGCAUCGAACCCCGAUCUUCCCGCCAUGCCUCGCCAGCCAGUCCUCAGAACCGACAUCAAAGACAUCGACUCCGAGGAAGUGUUUGAGGCCAGGUUUAAAAAGCGCGAGUCAUCUUUGACCCGCGGGCUUCGGAAACUGACCAGGAACAAAUCAGAGGAAAAAUCACCGGUGUUGAGCCGGAAGGCUGUCGAAGGGGGAGAAGAGAUUUACAGGCCAGGACCGAGGGGGGCACCUCUUGAAAUGGUAUCUAAAGGACUGCAGGAGAAAUCCAAGUCCGUUCAGGAUUUAAGAGGAGAAGAUCAAGAAGCCGGCAUGGGUCUGAUCGGGAGGUUUUCCUUGCGAGGCAGGCGGUCAACUUCCACUGAAAAGAAAAGUGAGAAAUCAAAGGACGAAAAGCAGAUGAAGGCACAGGAGCCAGCUGCGAGCAAGAGAGUUUCAUGGGCGUUGGGCCGCAGCAAGUCUCUGGAUACGAAAGAGCUGAACGGUGCUCGCAAGCAGCUGGAAGAGAAAAAAGCUGAGGAGUCAUCGGUUUCUGCAAUGAGGCGCAAGUUUGAGUCCAAAGUGGCGGGCAUCUCUGCCAAAAUACGGACUCAGUCUGAAGAGAGAAAGGAUAAAGACACAGAGAGGAGUCAGAAGGAUUUACAGAAGGUCACGGAUUCCCCCGUGGUAGCCAUGCGACAGAAGUUCGAGAACAAAGUGGCGGGAAUAUCUGCGAAAAUCCGCAGUCAGUCCGAGGAAAGAAAAGCAGAUGGGGAGGGAAAGAGCACGCCGCUGUUCACCCGUCACCGUCAUUCCCAAUCGGAAGGCCGUGGGCUCAAAGGAAUGGGCAUCCCUGAGAACCAGCUGGCCAAGCAAGCCAGCACCACUGCGUCGAAAGAGUCCAUCGAAUCCACUUCGAGCAUCCAGUCCGAGAAAGCCACAGAGAGCGAGAGGAGGUCCAGGUGGGACCGAUGGGGCUUAACGAGGAGCAAGAAAGACAAAACCCCCUCGCAGCCCGAUUUGCCCUCGGCUGUCCCCAAAGAAGAAGCUCUGACAAAAUCCCAACAGUUUAUCCGCUCAGCCUCGGAUUUCGCUCCGGUGUUCCACAUCAAACUGAAAGACCACGUCUUACUGGAGGGGGAACCCGUCACCCUGAGCUGCCUUCCGGCUGGCAGCCCGCAUCCAGAGAUUACAUGGAUGAAAGAUAAGAAACCGCUGGAGGAUGAUUGGAUCAGCCUGAUCUCCCACACAGACGGCAGGCAGCUUCUGAAGAUCGUGAAAUCCAGUCACAGGCACGCCGGAGUUUACGAAUGCGUCGCCACCAACCCCAUAGCUACCAUCACUACCUCCUGCACACUUUCCAUUGCCUGUAUCCCAAAACGUCCAGGGACCCCUGAAGUCCCCCAGACCUACAAUAACACGGCCCUGGUGCUGUGGAAGCCAGCAGAAAACAAAUCCCCAUGCAGCUACACCCUAGAACGAAAGACAGAGGGUGAUUCAAACUGGCUGACAGUUGCCACGGGCAUUACAGACUGUUACUACAAUGUCACAGACCUGCCAUCAAGGGACGCCUUCAAGUUCCGGGUGUGUUGUGUCAACAAGGCCGGACAGGGACCGUACAGCAACUGCUCUGAUGUGAUCCGUCUGGACUCAACAGCUGGGGGAGCUUCACCCACCAUUGCAGUUGUGAAAACAGCUCCAACUCCACAAGAACGAGCGGUUAUCUCCCCAUCGACCACGGUGUCUACGACCACGUCCGUCAAAGAUGCUGAACCCCCGCCUCAAACUGCACCUGUGUCCCCAGCGACAGUUUCCCCUCUGCCGUCAUCAACCACAUUGAAAGCAUCUCCGCCUUUCAUCCUCCCCAAACCGCAGAGUCCAGUAAAUGUGGUGACUCCAAUGACCCAGGUCCCACCCACAUUACCCUCUCCACUCCUUGUAACCCCGCCCCCAACUCCCACCAAACCAGUGGUGGCCUCAGUGCCCACGUACGUCCCCACGACCACUGCACGCGUGGCUCCGACUCCAGUGUCCUUCUCCCCGCAAGUACUGCAGACCUCCAGCCUGAGCCCCAUCGGUGAUGGAGCCAGUACUCCCAACAGGGGAACGCCUUCCGGGCGAACAACCACGGCUCUCCGACAGGGAGUCCCUCAGAAACCGUACACGUUCCUCGAUGAGAAAGCCAGGGGCCGAUUUGGAGUCGUUCGGGAGUGCAGAGAAAACUCGACGGGCAAAAUCUACAUGGCAAAGAUCAUUCCCUACGUUCAGGAAAACAAGCAGGCAAUCCUGAAAGAGUACGAGAUCUUGAAGUCCCUCCACAAUGAGAAGAUCAUGGCUCUGCACGAGGCCUACGUCACACCGCGGUACCUGGUGCUGGUGGCAGAGUACUGCACCGGGAAGGAGCUGCUCUACAGCCUCAUAGACAGGUUCCGAUACUCAGAGGAUGACGUGGUGGGCUACCUGGUCCAGAUUCUCCAAGGAGUCGAGUAUUUGCACAACCGCCGCGUCCUCCACUUGGACCUGAAGCCUGACAACAUCCUGGUGACCAACCUCAACGCCAUCAAGAUUGUGGACUUCGGGAGCGCUCAGAGCUUUAACCCCCUCAGUCUCAAGCACCAGGACUCAGGACUGGGAACACUGGAAUACAUGGCUCCUGAGAUGGUCAAAGGUGAAGUGGUCGGUCCACCGGCAGACAUUUGGUCGAUCGGAGUCGUCGUCUACAUCAUGCUCAGCGGUCGGCUACCCUUCGAAGAUAAAGACCCUCAACGAGUUGAAUCCAAAAUCCUGAUGGCCAAGUUCGACCCGACCAAACUCUACUCCAACGUGUCCCAAAGUGCCUCCACCUUUCUCAAGAAGAUGUUGAGCAGUUACCCAUGGGCCCGUCCGACCACACGAGACUGCUUCACCAACGCCUGGCUGCAGGACUCCUACCUGAUGAAGCUCCGGAGGCAGACGCUCACCUUCACCUCCGGCCGGCUCAAGGAGUUUCUGGUGGAGCGGCAGUGCUGCCGCUCCGAGGAUGCCACCAAGCACAAGGUGCUGCUGCGCACCUACCAGAGCUCGCCGCAGUCCCCGCACGUCCACAAGUGAGAGGGUGGCGGGAACCGAGAGAAAAAUUACGCAAAGCUCUCAUAGUCUCAUAGUGUUUACACGACAAUGCUGCUCGGAACCACCGGAAACGGCCUCCAAGGUGGAACUUUUUGGAAAAGUUCCAAAUCUAAGAAAACGAGGGGAAAGCUACUUUUUGAAAAUGCUCCAACUUUGUCUCCGUGGAAACAUGGGAAAACGCAACUGUUGUGUGCGCACUACCGACAAAGUAAAUAGUUUUCUGCACAUCAGUAGAUAGACAAUACCAAUGUUUUCCUUCAGGUUGUAAUGACUCCCGGUCCAGAUUCUCCUGGAUUUGGUAGUAAUAGCAAUGCAACUUGGUCGUCUGUCAAUACAAAUGUCUGUGUUAACCCUAUUGGUAUUGUUUUGUUCUCCCGUGUGUGGUUUCAUUACAAAAACAACCAACACUGCCCUCUAGUGGCCCCAUAUGAAAACUACAUUGUUUUGCAGCAUUUCUGCAGUUUUGUGUAUAAACUUUUCUGAAAUGAUGGGUUUUUCAUUCGAAACGUUGUCGUGUAAACGAGGCCUGAGCUGAAGUUCAACUCCUCCUAAAAAGAGGGCGUGGCUUAACGGCA